AUGAUCAUAUGCAUCGCCGUCGGCUAUAUGAUUACGAAACAGGGUAUCUUUGCGCCAGCCAAUGCUAAGGGUGUCAGUAUCCUCAGUCUGAACGUCGCCCUUCCGGCCUUGAUCUUUGGCUCUAUGGUCUCCGCUCUUUCAGUGGAGAACGCUCCUGCUAUGGGGCCGCUUGUCCUUGUUGCUGUCAUAUAUCAGAUUCUUGGAUUCAUGUUUGCGUGGCUGAUCAAAGAGCUCUUUUACGUUCCCGUCGACUUUCGAUACGGUAUCCUUGUCAUGGGAACAGUUUCCAAUUGGGGCAAUCUACCCACUGCGAUCGUGCAGACCAUGGCCAAGUCUGCGCCUUUCGACCCUGAUACGGACACAGAGCUUGGAGUCGCAUAUAUAGCGGUCUUUGUCUUCAUCAUGAAUCUGACCCUCUUUCCUCUGGGUCUCCACAAGCUGUGUGCGUGGGAUUUUCGCGAAGAAAACCUGACAGCCGGCCCCCCUCUGCCACGAAGAGAACGCUGGCGCCAACGUCUCCAGUUCAUCAGAGGAGUGUUCAAGAAGGACCGCCCCACCAAUAGCGACGCCGGGUCAAACAAAGGCAAAGUCAAACUAUCAAAUCAGUCAGCUGAACAUCUCCACAACCAAAAGAGGGGAUCACGAGACAGCGAGGUGUCUUCUGCAGAUGAUGAGGAGCGAGGCGAAAAGCUGGGAGAGAUGGUCAAUCGGGCUCGUUUUGCUGGCGGUGCGGAGUUUGCCCGAAAAAAGUCGCGCGCCUCGUCUUUCCACUCUAUGAUGGAAAGCACUCGACCCAUCCCAGCCACUGCUCCUCUCGAUGCUAGCGGUAUCGCCCAACCAUGCUUUUCGCCGUCGGGCGAGAAUACUAAUCAGCUCCUCCCCGUGUGUUCCACGCACGCAGAGACCUAUCGCUAUCACCACCCAGUCACACCUGCUGCCUCGACGCGUAGCCCAACGUGGGGUCAAAGGAUCAAAUCUCUCGCAAUUGCCAUCUUUACGCCCUUGACGUUGUCCAUCAUUUUGGGCAUUAUCUGCUCAGUUAUCACGCCAGUAAAGGCCCUUUUUGUGGAUGUGGACAACUGGUCGGGGAAUGGCAUACCCUAUGCCCCCGAUGGUAACCCUCCGCUGUCGUUCAUCACCGAUACCGCAACCUUUUUGGGUGGCAUGUCAAUUCCCGCGGGGCUAGUCCUACUUGGGGCUAGUUUUGCGAGGCUGAAGAUGCCCAAAAAGUGGAGUGACCUCCCUAUAGCUGCUAUCGUGGCCAUGACCGUUUUCAAGAUGAUUCUUCUCCCUAUAUUUGGAGUUUUUGUGGUUCAGGUCAUGCGAGACAACACCACUAUGUAUCCUGCAAAAGACAAAAUGCGAACCUUUGUAUCCAUACUGGUGGCUUCGACCCCCAGCUCUGUCAAUCAGCUCGUGAUCACUCAGCUUUACAACCCAUUGGGAUCAGCCGAUACCCUCUCAUGUUUCUUGGCGUUGCAAUAUGCGCUCAUGCCUGUUCUAUCUACCGGCUUGGCAGCUAUAGCACUGUACAUCACGGAGCAACAGUAA
Cryptococcus wingfieldii CBS 7118 is the source of this 1551-nucleotide messenger RNA. RefSeq names its product membrane protein. The transcript has 12 exons. Bases 1 to 1551 code for a protein of 516 amino acids. Gene Ontology annotation, biological process: transmembrane transport. Gene Ontology annotation, cellular component: membrane. The record is from RefSeq and is a predicted model, not a curated record. NCBI's taxonomy places the organism in Eukaryota, Fungi, Basidiomycota, Tremellomycetes, Tremellales, Cryptococcaceae.